Exophiala aquamarina CBS 119918 is the source of this 1692-nucleotide messenger RNA. RefSeq lists its product as uncharacterized. The transcript has a single exon. The record is from RefSeq and is a predicted model, not a curated record. Bases 1 to 1692 code for a protein of 563 amino acids. Lineage: Eukaryota; Fungi; Ascomycota; Eurotiomycetes; Chaetothyriales; Herpotrichiellaceae.
AUGGGCCUUACAAAGACCGAGAACGCGCCGGGGCUGUCGUUCGAGCUAGAUCAUCCCCGGUCUCAUUACUCGCCAGGAGACAUUAUCAGUGGCCGUGUAAUCCUUCACACCGCUGAAGACAGUGCAAUUGGUAGAAUAAUCGUCAACUUCUGGGGACGCACCAAAUCAAGAAUCAUUCAACAGCAUGGACAAGCUGUCACUUAUCAUCGUGGGCGGACGCAGCUCUUCAACCAGGAGAAAAUCCUCUAUGAGGGUCAAUAUACUCACAAGCCAGGCUCAUUUACCUUCCCAUUCGAAUUCAAUGUGCCAGAUCGCGCAGAUCCUCUGAAAAUCCUGGCCUGUGAGAAAUGGAAGCCGAAGGAGCAUUUCCCUGGAACAACUGACGAAAACAACCUUGACUUGACGCUCCCUGCUUCUAAUCAUCAUACGAGGAUCAUGUUUGGUCGCCAAGCGGAAUGUUUUGUUGAAUACGUUCUUUCUGCAACAGUCACUGAGCCAGACGGCCUUCACCACAUCCGCAAAGCACAGUCUAAAACAUCCACUGUGCCCAUCACAUUUCAUCCUCUUUCAACCCCAGAACCAAUUAAUGACUGGCAUCAUAUCACAGAUAGCCGCAACCUCACUAUAUCAACCCUCAAACUUUUACCAGAACACGCCGGUACAUCUCUGGGUAUUCGCGAUCGUGCACGUUCGAUUUUUCAGCGUGACUCGAUUCCUAGAUUCUCGUUCAAUGUUCAGGUUCAAGCACCAUCAGUCAUCCAACUUUUGCAUCCAACUCCCAUCCCAUUUCUAAUCACCAUACGGCCCGACCUCUCUCCCAAAAGCACAACCAUCGACGCCUCACAUGGGCUUCCCCUGGUGGUCCUCCGUAGUGCAACCAUUGAGCUUAAGACUUAUGUGCGUUGCCGUGCUGCGGGUACUUUCUCAGACAGCAAGACAUACGGGAUCCCUAUUCUUGCGAACAAACCAAUCAACCAACGGCUAUCAUUUUCUGACAAGCCAAGCGACAUGUCCCUCUCUGCAGAGGAAGGAACACUAGAUCUUGGAAAACUAUGCGACCUGAGACUGGGAAACGCAAACUUGGGCUCGAAGCUAGAAGCGCCGCUCUGCCCCAGCUUCAACACUUUCAACGUGGCCCGAGAAUACCACCUCAUCUGGGAAUUGGAACUGGAAUGUGCCGAGAAAAUCGAAAAGUUUAGUUCCCAGAAAAACGGUCCUGCCUGCCAAGUUAUUAUGCCAGCAGCGACCUCUCAAGCCACGUUCCCUGCCAUCGGUGACACGGAAAUGCUUGGAGCAGAACUGAUCCAGGCGCAGUCAUCAGGUUCAAGUGGCUUUUGGUCUCGUCGGCGCACGUCAGGUGAAUCAGGCGGAACUAGAACUCCAGUGAGAGGCGAAAAAGAGAAAGCAGGUUUCACUCCGGCAAGCAGAGCUCUAGUGUCGAACGAGAAGCGCACUCUACAGGCCAAGACCAAAGCACAGGAAGCUGCGGAAGACCGAGCACAAAGUCAAGCAGAGGACCGCGAAUUCCACAAUCCAUACGAGAACUCCUAUGCCGGCGAAGUCGGUGACGACACCGCCAUGGACAGUGACGCCCCGCGAGUACAUCAUACCAAUGCGACAGCACCCAGGGUUUCGGUCACGGAUGCUGGCGGUUUGGAUGACGGUAACCAGCUGCCCAAGUAUGUCCCAUGA